AUGUCAUAUUAUACAUAUAAUCAAUAUGGAAGAAUGACGUCCCAAGAAAAAGAUCGCAUAUGUGAUUCUAAUGGUGAAGACUUGGUGGCAUUAAUGGACCACAAUGUAGACCAUGCAUAUGAAAUUGAUUAUAACAAACAACCAUGUAAUGCAACCUUAAUAAACAAAAAUAAACAACCAUUUAAAAGACAACUCACUUCAACAAGUCUAUAUGAUGAUGGGCCAAUGGAGGAACAUAAUAAUGAACAAGACGAUGAUCAAUUUAUUACAGUCAGUAAAAACAACAAACGUAAACAUCGACGUACAAAUCAUAACAAUGGAAAUGCAAACAAUGAUGACGAUUUGUUGAAUAUCGAACACGCAACUUUAUCUUCAUACAACUCCAAUGGAAAUAACGGACGUCUAUUUCUAAAUAGUAAAAACAGAAUGAACAAUAAUAUAAAUGACGAAAGGUCUAAUGUUCGAUCCUAUCACACUACAUACUUUAAUAAUGUACAAAAACAAAAAUCAUCAGCUAAAGAACAAAAUGAUAAAACAAAUAAUAAUUCAAAUGAGAAUAAUAAUAAUAUUGAAAUUUCAAAUCAAGCAAUAAAAUAUGCAGUUGAAAAUCACCUUCCACCAUUAAAAAUAAGUUGCCAACCUAAAGUCAAUCAAAAUGAAGCAAAAGAUUUAAUUAAAGAAUUGUUAAAUUAUAUUAAUAAAAGUUUUCGACUGAUAAACAAACAUUACGAAUACCCACUAGGUUUCGAUUACUGGUAUAUUGACAAAAAUGGCGAUAUUGCUUGUUAUACACGUCAUAUUGAACUUUAUGUGUAUCUUUGUGAUACUCAAAACUAUCCUUCAACUCUUUGCAACAUAAAUAUUAUACCUUCCUCACCAAAACAUCUUCCACCGCAAUACUCAAUUGUUCUCAAAUUCGUACCAAACUAUAUAACUCAAGACGAAAUCAGAUCUGAAAUUGCAACAUACAUACAAUCAAUAUAUAAUAUAGAAGAAAUGAAAGGUUCAAUGACGGAAAAAUAUCGACAUAUACGGCUGGAACUUACAUCAUCUUCAGAAUACAAUCAAAUAAUAAAGAAUGGAGGAGUCACAAUAAAUGGUCACGUUUUAGAAGCUAAAGAAUUUUUAGCUCCUCCCAGGUUAUUAAUCUGCACAAAAUGCAACGAUCCAGGUCACACACGUAAUAAUUGUAAAUUCAUAUAUGAUGCUUGUCGUAGGUGUGGGACAGAUAGAACUGUUGGAGAACACAAGGAAUGUACCAUCAAAUGUCAUCGAUGUCAACAAAACCACUUAUCGACCGAUUAUAAAUGUCAAUUCUUAGUAGAUUACAGACGAUCUCUUCUUUAUCAACUCAAAGAACAUCCCAAUCUUCUGCCUCCUAAUAUACAAUUAUUUGUACCAUCAGAAUGUCGAAAUAAAAAUGGUCAAAAUAGAAGAAUGUUGUUCAAUCCGAAAUACAUUUCCAAGAACUUAUCAAGUAAUACUACAGUACCUUUCUCAUUAUCUUCUCAGCAAUGGCCACCACUAAUCAAUAAUACAAAUAUGAAGAUUAAACCGCAACUCAAUGAACAAUCAGUUUGGAUAGAAAUGCAGCAAAAACAAGAUGAAAUUAAUAAAAUUAGAGAAGACAUGAACAUCAAAAUACAAAAUAUUCAAACAAAGUAUGAAGAUCACCUGAAGAAAAUGAGUUCAAUACUCUUGAUCAUAUCACAACAAGCAAAGAACCAAAAUGAAAGUGUUGAACGUUGUUACACCACCAUCAACGAAGUCUUACCAAUACUAUCAUCAACAUUAGAAGUAGUUCAACGUAUAGUCAAAAAAACCAGUAUGUUAAAUAACAAUACCAAUGAUAGUUAUGAAACACUAGAUAUAUUGAGUCAUAUUACUCAAUCACUUGAUUUUAUAAAAGAUAGAAAUAACCUACUAUCAGCAAACCAACAAGCACUAAACUCACUAGUCGAACAACAAAAUGUAUUAAUGGUAAAAGGAAUAAACAGCCUAAUAACAAACGAUGGACAAUAG
Messenger RNA from Rotaria sp. Silwood2, 2022 nucleotides. Lineage: Eukaryota; Metazoa; Rotifera; Eurotatoria; Philodinida; Philodinidae. The record is from the annotation of a GenBank genome assembly.